AGUUCCUCAAUUAGGUUUAGACCAUAUAAACAAUCCGACGCUGAAAAUCAAAAAGCCCUUUUCCGUCGCAAGCCCUAAUUUCGCAUCUCCCCAAGGUUGAUUUCUAGCGCAACGAUGGCGAAAUCGAUGAGAUGCAAGAGGGUGAAGAGAUUGAGAGCUAUAAGAAGAGAAAUAGUUGAGAAGGAAUCAUUCACCCAAACUAGAGAAGACGCGAAAUCCGCCGCCAUCGCGGCCGCACUCGCCGCCCCGAAGUUACCGGUUCGUCUACCACCACCUUCGCCGUUCAUGGAAGUUGCGACGCCGACCUCAGAGUCUGUUUCUGCCUCCGCUACUAUCGCCAACGAGAUGGAUGUGGAAAUGGAUGAUGAGAAGCAAAACAAGUCGCUAAAACCCAUAGGGAGGAAGUUGAAGAAAAAGUUUAAGAUGGGGAUGAAGAAUCGUCGCAGUAAGGGUUUCCUUCGAGGCAAGCGAGUCUAGAUUCUCUAGGUUUAACCAGCAAACUGGUUUGUUUCAGCUCGGAUAAUUUUGUUCCCUCUAAAUUCCCAGGUUCUUAAAUGUGUUAGAAUAUAUCUUCCUUUGUACUGUUUUACUUCGUGAGACUCAGUAUUAUAGAAAACCUUUAAAAAAAACAUGAUUUUGAACCUAAGACGUCUGAUUAUGUCCCAUCUUCCAGCUUCUUGCA
This is a messenger RNA of Eutrema salsugineum, 682 nucleotides long. RefSeq lists its product as uncharacterized. The record is from RefSeq and is a predicted model, not a curated record. NCBI's taxonomy places the organism in Eukaryota, Viridiplantae, Streptophyta, Magnoliopsida, Brassicales, Brassicaceae. The transcript is spliced from 2 exons. The coding region runs from base 115 to 477 and encodes 120 amino acids.